Molecule: messenger RNA, 1538 nt
Organism: Oncorhynchus keta (chum salmon)
Lineage: Eukaryota; Metazoa; Chordata; Actinopteri; Salmoniformes; Salmonidae
Exons: 5
Coding region: 1-1497 (498 amino acids)
Source: RefSeq, a predicted model, not a curated record
AUGUGGCACGAAACAAUACUAUCCCACAGUCCUCCUCCGGUGUCUCCUACAGUCCUCCUCCGGUGUCAAAGCACCAAAGCCCUCCUCCAGUGUCUCCCACAGUCCUCCCCCAGUGUCUCCCACAGUCCUCCUCCGGUGUCUCCCACAGUCCUCCUCCGGUGUCAAAGCACCAAAGCCCUCCUCCAGUGUCUCCCACAGUCCUCCUCCAGUGUCUCCCACAGUCCUCCUCCAGUGUCUCCCACAGUCCUCCUCCGUGACUCCCACAGUCCUCCUCCAGUGUCUCCCACAGUCCUCCUCCGGUGUCAAAGCACCAAAGCCCUCCUCCGGUGUCUCCCACAGUCCUCCCCCAGUGUCUCCCACAGUCCUCCCCCAGUGUCUCCCACAGUCCUCCUCCAGUGUCUCCCACAGUCCUCCUCCGGUGUCAAAGCACCAAAGCCCUCCUCCAGUGUCUCCCACAGUCCUCCUCCCGUGUCUCCCACAGUCCUCCCCCAGUGUCUCCCACAGUCCUCCUCCAGUGUCUCCCACAGUCCUCCUCCGGUGUCUCCCACAGUCCUCCUCCGGUGUCUCCCACAGUCCUCCCCCGGUGUCUCCCACAGUCCUCCCCCGGUGUCUCCCACAGUCCUCCUCCGGUGUCUCCCACAGUCCUCCCCCGGUGUCUCCCACAGUCCUCCCCCGGUGUCUCCCACAGUCCUCCCCCGUCCUCCCCCGGUGUCUCCCACAGUCCUCCUCCAGUGUCUCCCACAGUCCUCCCCGGUGUCUCCCACAGUCCUCCCCGGUGUCUCCCACAGUCCUCCUCCAGUGUCUCCCACAGUCCUCCCCCAGUGUCUCCCACAGUCCUCCUCCAGUGUCUCCCACAGUCCUCCUCCAGUGUCUCCCACAGUCCUCCUCCAGUGUCUCCCACAGUCCUCCUCCAGUGUCUCCCACAGUCCUCCUCCAGUGUCUCCCACAGUCCUCCCCCAGUGUCUCCCACAGUCCUCCCCAGUUGUCUCCCACAGUCCUCCCCCAGUGUCUCCCACAGUCCUCCUCCAGUGUCUCCCACAGUCCUCCUCCAGUGUCUCCCACAGUCCUCCUCCAGUGUCUCCCACAGUCCUCCUCCAGUGUCUCCCACAUGUCUCCCCCAGUGUCUCCCACAGUCCUCCUCCAGUGUCUCCCACAGUCCUCCUCCAGUGUCUCCCACAGUCCUCCUCCAGUGUCUCCCACAGUCCUCCUCCAGUGUCUCCCACAGUCCUCCUCCAGUGUCUCCCACAGUCCUCCCCCAGUGUCUCCCACAGUCCUCCCCAGUGUCUCCCACAGUCCUCCCCCAGUGUCUCCCACAGUCCUCCUCCAGUGUCUCCCACAGUCCUCCCCCAGUGUCUCCCACAGUCCUCCCCCAGUGUCUCCCACAGUCCUCCCCCAGUGUCUCCCACAGUCCUCCCCCAGUGUCUCCCACAGUCCUCCCCCAGUGUCUCCCACAGUCCUCCUCCGGUGUCAAAGCACCAAAGCCCUCCUGUGCUGUAACCCAAAUACUAUAUUCUGACUGUUUUCUGUGGUCAUUCUGA